UCUAAGUCCCCUUAUCCUGGGUCUACCCAAUAGGGCAGGUUUAGCGAAGAGCCAUGCCUGGGCACAGAUUGAAGUGAAUUUAUCUGUCAGAAGUCAUACCCUACGGUAUUAUCCUCUCCGUCAACAGCAACCCGACUCUUUUCCAUGGACUCUCUCACAUUGAGUGACGACGAGAUCGUCGAACGCUGUCAAAAUUGUGACUUCUACCCCUCACAAUUACUGAGCGACGAGUCGAGUGGCCGCAAAAUCUUGAAAGUGUCGGCGGAUGUCGUUGUGAAAUUUGGACCUGGGGUCACGCACCAGGAGGCAAGUGCACAGCAACUUGCUUUUCAAAAUGUCAAUCAUGUCGUACUUCGUAUACCUCAAGUCUAUCGGUUCUUCACCAGGCUAGAUUCAGAUUGUGGCUUCACCGGCUAUUUGAUCAUGGAAAACAUUGAAGGCCUAACACUCGACCAGAUGGAGUGGAAUGAUCCAAGGCUACUAGAGCGCAUCGUGGCAGGUUUGAAUGAGUUACAUGCUAUUCGGUCAAAAUACCCCGGACCUGUCUCCGGUGGAGAAGCACACGGGAGCUUGUGGUCAGAGUAUGGUUCGGGAACUACAUUCCAACACGUUCGAGACCUGGAGUCGUACAUAAACGACAAAUUGGCAUACUUCCAAACCGCGAUUUCUAUGUCAGACGAAGAUCUCUGCCUUUGCCACAUGGAUGUGGCCCCACGAAACUUUAUGAUGGAUCUGUGUGGUAGAUUGUGUCUACUUGACUGGGCAACCGCCGGUUUUUUUCAUCGUUACUUCGAACUGUGGGCAAUUGAGUUUGCACAGCACGUUAUGGGAACCAACUUUGGCCCAGAACUUCUGCAAAAACUCAACGCAACUCCGACAGAGAAAGAAGGGAUUCAAAAACUGAAUCUCGUGUAUCGAUAUAAUUCGCACUAUACAAGUUAUCGAUUAUCGGAUAACACUGACAGUAUUAUGGCAGCUGUUGCUAAGGCCAGCAAUCCCAGUACUGCAAUAUCCAGCUAGUACCAUUCACCUUUUUUCAUCUCGAGUUUUACCGGAUUUUGACCCUUCGAAUAAUUGAACUGGAUGACGCAGGCAAUAUUCUGUGCCGCAUUUGCAGUUGUGAUCAGUUUCGCUUGGAUCCAGUCAUUGAUGACGGUCAAGCUAGAUCACUGUCUGACUCAAUUGGCCGCCUGGAACGACAGGGCCCAUGGUAUGAGCAACAACCCUCACUUUGGUGACUGUAAUUUGUGGUAUACUGCUACCAGUAGCGGCCGACAUUAUACAAGUGCUUGAGCAAUCGACAGGUUAGGGUUGAGGAUACAGGUCCCGUUUGGCAUGCAGAGACAGAUCUUGUAGCAACAUAAAUGAAUGAUCCUCCAACACACAGACUCGACUAUAAUGAGCUGCUCAGUGCUCUGGUGCUGUGGAAUCUGCACACUACUACCUUUCUCGAUGUGGCAAUCAAUGAUUGGGCCAAAC
Messenger RNA from Exophiala dermatitidis NIH/UT8656, 1479 nucleotides. RefSeq lists its product as uncharacterized. The transcript is spliced from 2 exons. The coding region runs from base 145 to 1020 and encodes 291 amino acids. The record is from RefSeq and is a predicted model, not a curated record. NCBI's taxonomy places the organism in Eukaryota, Fungi, Ascomycota, Eurotiomycetes, Chaetothyriales, Herpotrichiellaceae.